Chrysochloris asiatica (Cape golden mole) is the source of this 810-nucleotide messenger RNA. RefSeq names its product granzyme B-like. Gene Ontology annotation, biological process: proteolysis. Bases 55 to 810 code for a protein of 251 amino acids. The record is from RefSeq and is a predicted model, not a curated record. Gene Ontology annotation, cellular component: cytoplasm; intracellular membrane-bounded organelle. Gene Ontology annotation, molecular function: serine-type endopeptidase activity. The transcript has 5 exons. NCBI's taxonomy places the organism in Eukaryota, Metazoa, Chordata, Mammalia, Afrosoricida, Chrysochloridae.
AGCAAGCCAGGAGGAAGCCCCAGCAACUCUGACCUGGACAAUCGGCCUGUGAAGAUGCAGCUCCUCCUGCUCCUCUUAGCCUGCAUUCUGGUUCCUAGGGCAGAGACAGGGGAGAUCAUCGGGGGACAUGAGGCCCAGCCCCACUCUCGUCCCUACAUGGCAUAUGUUCAGUUCUUGAAACAAAACAAACAGGCAUGCGGUGGUUUCCUGAUCCAAGAAGACUUUGUGCUGACGGCUGCUCACUGCUAUGGAAGCUUCAUGUCUGUCACCCUGGGUGCCCACAACAUCAAACAGAAGGAAGAUACCCAGCAACACAUCUCUGUGAGAAGACCCAUCCCCCACCCAGACUAUGAUGAGAGAAUAAAUGUCAAUGACAUUAUGCUCCUACAGUUGGAGAAAAAGGCUGAAUUGACCGAUGCUGUAGACAUACUGCAGCUACCUGAGGAGAACACCCAGGUAAUUCCAGGGAAGAUGUGCAGUGUGGCCGGCUGGGGCAAGAUUUCAUUGGGCACGUCAACAACCAAACUGCAUGAGGUGUUCCUGACUGUGCAGAAAGACCAGGAGUGUAAAUCCCGCUACCCCAUGUACUACAAGAGCACCUCUGAGAUCUGUGUGGGAGACCCGAAGAGAAAGGCAGCUUCCUAUCAGGGAGACUCUGGAGGCCCGCUCGUGUGUGACAAGGUGGCUCAGGGCAUUGUUUCGUAUGGAAGGAAAAAUGGGAUUCCUCCACGGGUCUUCACCAAAAUCUCGAGUUUCCUGAUAUGGAUAAACGAUACCAUAAAGAGCAUCCAAAUGAAGAACUCAAACUGA